AUAAAAUUAUACGGAGCGGACUGAUUACAUUGAGAACUACGGAUGUCAAACUCUGUGUGAAAGUUCUGCUAUGACUUUAAAUCAUAAGAAAUAAACUCCUCCCUCUCGAGCUGCUCCGCUGUCAAGUUAAAAAAAAGAAAAACGAACUCGCGUGCAUCGGGAUGGUGAGACGAGAGUGCGCGAAGCGGAGUGUGGUGGAAGUUGUUGAAGAAGAUCUUUUAAACACUCGGGUCUGACCCCCGCACACCGUGGAUCCGGGUGGAAGGAGGUCUCCGUUAUCUCCCCCCCCCCCGCCGCCCCUCCCCGGGAGCCGCUCGGGCUCUCUGACCGAUGGAAACAGAGAAGAGGAAAAAAGGGGGAAAUCUCUUCGCUCGACCCGAAGCGCCAUGCACCGGCGAAGCGACAUCUAACGCGUCUUUUACUACUUAUAUACCUCGGGUGAAAUGUAGUUCGUCGUCCGGUGGAACAUGUAGUACGCGCGCGGUCGCAUGUGCGUGUGCGUGAGUGUGCGUCUGUCUGUUUUUUUUGUGUUUUUAACGCUUGCGUGUUAGCAUGAUAUCGAGUCCGACAUGUCUGACGUGACGCCGAGUAAAAGCGUGGAAUGGCUGCAGCUGGAGUUGGAGUCCGGAGCCGCUUCUCUGCUGCUGCUGGACUGCCGCUCGCACGAACUCUACGAGUCUUCCCACGUAGAGACCGCCAUGAACCUGGCCAUACCGGGGCUGAUGCUCCGCAGGUUCAGGAAGGGCAACAUACCGAUCCGGACCAUCAUCCCCAACCACGAGGACAAGGAGAAGUUCAUUAGGCGGUGCAAGACGGACACGGUGCUGCUGUACGACGAGAGCACCGCGGGCUGGCAGGACGGCGGCGCCCCGGCGUCGGUUCUGGGUCUACUUCUUCAGAAACUGUGGGAGGACGGCUGUAAAGCGUUUUUCCUGGAAGGUGGAUUCGUGAAGUUUCACACCGAGUACCCGGAGCACUGCGAGACCCUCCUGGACAGCUCCUGUCCCAGCUCCUCCCCGCCGCUCUCCGUCCUGGGCUUCGGGAACCUGCGGAUCAGCUCGGACUGCUCGGACGGGGAGUCCGACCGCGAGCCGAGCAGCGCCACGGAGUCCGAGGAGAGCCCCGUCCCCGGCAACCAGCCGGCCUUCCCCGUCCAGAUCCUGCCCUACCUUUACCUGGGCUGCGCCAAAGACUCCACCAACCUGGACGUGCUGUGCCAGUACAACAUCCGGUACAUCCUGAACGUCACACCCAACCUGCCCAACGUGUUUGAGCACGACGGCCACUUCCGGUACAAAAAGAUCCCCAUUUCGGACCACUGGAGCCAGAACCUGUCCCAGUUCUUCCCCGAGGCCAUAUCAUUUAUAGAUGAGGCCCGGUCCGAGCACUGCGGCAUCCUGGUCCACUGCUUGGCCGGCAUCAGCCGCUCGGUCACGGUCACCGUGGCCUACCUGAUGCAGAGGCUCAACCUCUCGCUCAACGACGCCUACGACUUCGUCAAGAGGAAGAAGUCCAACAUUUCCCCCAACUUCAACUUCAUGGGUCAGCUGCUGGACUUUGAGAGGACGCUGGGGCUGCGCAGUCCCUGCGACAACCGCGCCGCCAGCGAGGAGCAGCUCUUCUUCACCACGCCGACCAAUCACAACGUCUUCCAGCUGGACACCCUGGAGUCGACAUGAGGGUCGAUUGGAUGGCCUUUUAUUUUUUAUUAAGUCGGUCCACGGUGUCUCUGAACCAAAGGGAACGUCGGUUCCAGCCUGCCUUAAAUCCCCAACACAAGGAUGACUCCGUCGUCAUACGUGGCGUUCAUCGUGACCGCAGGACACUUCGUAACUUUUGUAUUAAAUCCAGGAUUGUCGUUUGACCAGCUGUGCGGCGGAUGUUAGUGUUUCGAUUAUUGCCCUGAGACGGCCAAUCAGAAUGUGUUCUUCUGGGGGACCAAUCUCGAGAUAUUUUCACGGUGUGCAAAAUAAGCUUCGACAGCGAUCCGGGCCUUGAAAAAAAAAACGUCCAGUUUUUCUUCUGACGAAUGGAGAUACCACAGAAAGUAUAUAUUUUUAUGAAUACUUUCACUGAUGUCCCGUUCAAUACGUUUGUAAGAUCCAGUAAAAGCCCACUUAAUUAAAACAUAUCACUUUCCAUAAUUGCCCCUGUACAUUCUAAUUCUUAUAACUGCAUUAUUUGCAUGUGACCUUGUUUUGCAACUCCGUAGCUCACGUUUCCUGUUGUCGAGGCCUUGAACCACAAGUCCGACACCACCAGGUCGAGGCGGAGAGCGUGAGAGCGGCUUUUCGCCACGAUUGAGAGGAACAAAUGUGUAACUAAUCGGUGCGUAAAAGGAAUGGAUGGUCUCCACGUUUCCUUUGGCCUGCAGCUACUCCCUUCUGAUGGCACAACGUUUAUUCAGCUGCUCUCUAUUGCCCGUGCGUUCUCAGAACGGCGCGUUUGACGUGUGAGAGGAAAUGAAAGGAAACAAGUUUGACGAAAUGUGUUCUUACCUCAAAGAGAGACAUUUUCAGGGAUUUUUUUAUACCAGUCAUCUGUAUCUCCUCGCGGCCUCUUAAAGUGCAUCCAAGGGCUGUUUGCGUUUUGGUAUGUUUGUCAAGAUGUACAUAAAAUGCGGUUGCCAUGGGGGGACAUUUUCUUAAAAUCAUGAAGGAUGCGAAAGUGACCCUGUUUUCCACCCGUAUUGUAUAGUAUAUGUAAAGCUAAAUGUCCAAGACAUUCUGUACAAGUUUAUACAACAAAUAU
Messenger RNA from Pungitius pungitius (ninespine stickleback), 2751 nucleotides. RefSeq names its product dual specificity protein phosphatase 7-like. The record is from RefSeq and is a predicted model, not a curated record. The coding region runs from base 570 to 1679 and encodes 369 amino acids. NCBI's taxonomy places the organism in Eukaryota, Metazoa, Chordata, Actinopteri, Perciformes, Gasterosteidae. Gene Ontology annotation, cellular component: cytoplasm; cytosol. Gene Ontology annotation, molecular function: protein tyrosine/threonine phosphatase activity; MAP kinase tyrosine/serine/threonine phosphatase activity; MAP kinase tyrosine phosphatase activity. Gene Ontology annotation, biological process: negative regulation of MAPK cascade; protein dephosphorylation. The transcript has 3 exons.